Molecule: messenger RNA, 766 nt
Organism: Drosophila arizonae
Lineage: Eukaryota; Metazoa; Arthropoda; Insecta; Diptera; Drosophilidae
Gene: nmo
Product: serine/threonine-protein kinase nemo
Biological process (GO): protein phosphorylation
Molecular function (GO): MAP kinase activity; ATP binding
Source: RefSeq, a predicted model, not a curated record
AUAAAAUUUAAAUAACAACAACAACAACAAGAAAGUGUGCGUAGCAACAACAAUAAUAACAGAAAUCCAAAAUUACAAACUUCUAAUGGGCAACUAUUGAAUGGCGGCCAUUAGUGGCCCCAAGCGGCAUCCAUUGAGCAGUCAACACCAUUUCUCCCAUCCAACUACCACCACCACCACCGCCACGAACUGCAGCAGCAGCAUCACCACCACCACAACCACCAACACCAGCAGCAACGGCAACAUCAACAGCACUAACAACAACAGCAAGCAACGACUUUAUAGCUAUCAAACGCCAGCUAAUCCCCAGCACACAGCACUAAGUUACUCCACCACUACCAACACCACCACCACCAACAUCGCCACUGCCACCGCCGCCGUAGCCGCCGUCGCCACCACCACUAAGAAGAGCAACAGCAGCAGCAUCAACAGCUGCCCAAAUUCUUCAGCUGCUGCGCCGCGUAGCUCGAUGAGCGUUUCGAUGUCACUGGUACAGGGUGGUGCUGCCGGUGGUGCGCCACAGGGCGCCAGCGCAAUAUUGGCCGCAGCGGCUCCAUAUUAUCAACCGCCAGCGGUGCCACAGGAUGUCCAGCCGGAUCGUCCAAUUGGCUACGGUGCAUUCGGAGUUGUCUGGUAAGUUUGAUUGAUGCCUUGUUUCCUUUGAGUGUGACGUAAGUUCACAACAAAGUGUUCACAAUUAUAACGGCAUUGGCGAGACACAGCUCUAAGUUCUAGACAAUGUGUCAUGGAUCGUUGGCCAAAAAAA